Puccinia graminis f. sp. tritici CRL 75-36-700-3 is the source of this 333-nucleotide messenger RNA. RefSeq lists its product as uncharacterized. The transcript has 2 exons. The coding region runs from base 1 to 333 and encodes 110 amino acids. NCBI's taxonomy places the organism in Eukaryota, Fungi, Basidiomycota, Pucciniomycetes, Pucciniales, Pucciniaceae. The record is from RefSeq and is a predicted model, not a curated record.
AUGUCUUCUGGAACUCUUUCUGAAAACAAAGAGUCGGAAGCCUAUGGGAAGAAUGGAUCACAUGAGCGUUCUCAAGUACAGGUCGUCAAGAAUCGCGCGCAGGAUUCGAAGGUUUGUCCCCCGAAUGAUGAUCAUCAUCAACAGGCAGACUCUUCUCGACAAGUGUUUCUAUCAAGCUCGCGGUCGGUUGACGGCUUGCAAGCUCUUCGACAAGGGAAUUACAUCCUCAGACGCAAGUUCAGCAGUCAAUCUCUUCAUGGCGGCAGUCGGAUCGUUCCCACUCGAUUGAUUGGGAAUAAUCACUCUGCUGAUCAUGAUCAUGGCUCUUUAUAA